AUCUUGGCAAUGUUUCAAAUAAUUAAAACUGGCCGGAAUAAAGUGCAGGAGUUGCAUUACCUGGAUCUCCCUCCGAAAGAGGCUGCCUCAUCGACGCCCCCGCCGUCUGCAAUGGUGAUUAAAACAACUUUUAGCAACAGUCCCGGAACCAAGCGGCAGUUUGUUAAAGUCAACGAGGAGAUGUUUGUUCAGGAAAUAAAGAAACGGCCAAUUCUAUACAACACCACCAUGAAGGACCAUAAACGGUUCAGCACUAGGCAUGAAGCUUGGGCCGAGGUGGCGGUUGUGAUGAAUUUGUCCGAACAGGAGUGCAAAAAGCGCUGGCGCAGCCUACGUGACGCUUUCAUGAAGGUGGUUCGCAAUAAGAACGAGGAAGAACAGAAGACGUGGGUUCACUAUCGGUUGCUGGAAUUUCUGUUACCGUUCAUAGGGAGAAAAGGAAAACGAUCCAGGGAAAUGGAUUGUAUUGAAGGCUUUGACACCUUUGACGAGGAUACGGAAUAUGUGGAAUUAGAAGAGGAAGUUUGUAAAGUUCCUCGAGAGCCUAUUACCGUAUCAUAUGUUACUGAAGAUGGACAGGAAGUUUUUCAGAUGCUUCAAGAUCCAGACACUAUACCCGAAGGUGCAGUAAUAGGAAUUGAAACCGAAGACGAGGAUGAAAUCGAAGAAAAUGAAAUGCUACACGAUAUUGAUGGUUAUGAAGAACGAUUAGACUCCACAAUGCUGGAUUUUCACGAACGUUACGAAGCAACAGAUCAACAGUUAGUUACGGAAGAAAGAAUCAAACAGGAGCACUAUUGUGAAGCGGGAGAGUCUGAAAUUCACAUGGAGGAAAUUGAGAUGGAUUCCAUUAUAAGUGAAGAGAACAAUGCUGACGCAAAAUCUGAACAUACCAAGACCAUACAAGAAAAUUCCACAGAAUUCACAAGCACGAAUCAGUUAUUAGAUAAGCAGAAUGUGUGUACAAUGAUUUCCCAGGAAGAGGAUGAACUUUCGAUGGCAGAUCUGGUCAGCAGUGGAGUAGAUUUAGUUUCAAAUCAGACGCCUACUCAAACAAGUAUAGAACAACAACCUGUACGAGUGGAAACCCCUGUGAAUGCUGUUUGUACACCGCUGCGGCGAGAACCUGAAUCUGAUACCAGAUCAAGCGAUUCUGACGAGAAAUUUCUCCUUUCAUGUGCUCCCAUCUUGCGACGGUUACCAAACAAAAAGAAUCAGCUAGCGAGACUGAAAAUACAACAACUGCUUUUCGAGUUAGAAUAUGAUGAAAAAUACAGCAGUUAGUGUACGUACAUUUAGGAAUUGUUGUAUGCAUCCUAACACUAACCAAUAUUAAAUUCGUAUGCUAUUUUAGAAUGAAUGGGUUUAGAUACCUAAAUAAUU
Molecule: messenger RNA, 1383 nt
Organism: Sabethes cyaneus
Lineage: Eukaryota; Metazoa; Arthropoda; Insecta; Diptera; Culicidae
Exons: 3
Coding region: 10-1284 (424 amino acids)
Biological process (GO): regulation of transcription by RNA polymerase II
Cellular component (GO): nucleus; transcription regulator complex
Molecular function (GO): DNA binding
Source: RefSeq, a predicted model, not a curated record